AAACUGGCAUGUCAAUUUUAAAAUCGGUAUUUUACUGUGCCCAGCUUUAAGUUUGUAAAUGUAAAUAAAACCGGAUAAAAUAAAUACGUAGUGGCCACGACAACACACAAAGAGGUCUGCCUGGCAUCAAACCGGUCAGUUUUCCUCAUCGUAAUCAUACCGUCGCGAACCUGCAGCGUUCGUGGUUGCGUUACCGCUGACAAAUCGUGUUUUGUUUUAAUUAACUCUAAAAUAAACAAAUUUAAUGUUAAUUAGUGUGUGUUAGCAAAAAAAUACUCACAAUGAAGGUGCUCGUGCUGAGUUUUGUGUUGUUUUUAAUCACAGUGUGUUGCGGACAGUCUGUGGGUAAUUCCACAAUUCCGACUUUGCACAAUGGACUCACGGAAAAAAUCGGCAAUUUUUCCCUCGAACUCUUAUAUCACACGUCGAAAGCGCAACCGAAGGAGAAAAAUCUGAUUAUAUCUCCUAUAACUGUAUGGACCAUUUUAGCAGUCGUGGCGGAAGGCGCCGUUGGAAACACGCUAGCCCAGAUAAACAACGCUAUUCGUCUUACGAGAAGGACACAAGACACUACCAAAAUGGAGUACAUAGAUCUGGCGAAGUGGUUACAAGUCAAAACAGCUACCAUUGAUCUUGCAAAGGUGAAUGCCAUGUUCAUUGAUCAGCAACGCCUGCCCGAACAAGACUUCAGAGAUCUAGCCAAAAAUUUCUACGACACCAACUUGGUUGCUCUAGAUUUCAGCAAAGCUGAAUUAGCAGCUGACAGCCUAAACAAGGCGAUUGAAACUGCAACGCGCGGUAGGAUACCUAAAUUAGUGUCGCCUGAACUAUUUUCAAACUCCAUAAUGGUGUUGACGAGCGCCCUGUACUUCAAAGGACAAUGGACCGUGCCGUUUAAUUCAUCGAGCACGUCAAAAAUGCCGUUCUACAGCAGCGAUGGAAAGAAAAUUGGUGAAGUCAACAUGAUGUACAAUAGACAUACAUAUCCGUUUGCCAACCUCAAGGAUCUUCAAGCUCGCGUUAUUGAGUUGCCGUACGGUCAAGAGAAUCGUCUGUCUAUGCUCGUCAUGGUCCCUCAUCCCGGGGUAUCACUAGAAAACAUGUUCUUCAACUUCAAGAAUGUAACGUUAGACAAAGUUUUCACCGAACUAAGGAUUGCAAGAGAAGAUUACGGUGAAGACGAGGUGGACUGUUUCCUUCCUCGUUUCAAGAUUGAAUCGACUAUUGAUAUGACAGAGACCUUGAGGAGACAAUUUGGUAUUACUGAUUUGUUUGACUCUGAGCAAGCCAGGUUAUCUAAAAUAGCAAGAACCCCUCUGUAUGUGUCGAAAAUGGUACACAAGGCAGAAAUAGAAGUGACGGAGGUGGGAACUGUCGCGACUGGUGUGACUGCAGCAGAAUUCAGUAAUCGCUUUGGUGUCAUCCGUUUUGAAGCAAACCGGCCUUUCACUUACAUGAUCGUUGAGAGGGUGACAAACUCUAUUGUCUUCGGUGGAUUUUACCAAGAACCAUCUUUGUACUGAUUUUAAAUAAUGUUAUCUACAUCCUUUAUUUGUGGAGAUUACUCAUUAUUUUUAAACUAGACCAUAAAAAAUGUCACAACCACAACUUAGGGAUAAAAAUACAUUCCGUUCCGUCUGUGAUGAGAAUCCAUCCUUAUUAGCAAUUAAAAUUUUAUAAACAGAUUUAUUUAAUGUUUUCAAAUCAAAUGUCUCAAUGAAAUUGAGGUUUUCAAUUUGGAUUCUUGAAAAUAAUUUAAUUUUAAUAUGAAGAAAUGUAUCUGAUGAACUACUCACUAACAUUAUUUAUAUUUGACCAGCAAAAUGAUAUUUUUAAUUUUAUCUGUCAUUAGAGAAUUACCAACCACCUUCUGAUAGAUCAUUUUGUAAGUAAUGGGUAUCUAACAACCAGAACAAUUAAGACAAAAUUAAUGUUUGUUUCAAAGCGGAAACUAAGCAUGUAACAGUAGUCAGUACACUACAAAAACAGACUUUACUCAAAGUGCCUAGAGGUCACAAAUUAAAAAUCAGCUGGUAUUGUCACAAAAAAAUUGUCACAACUUUUUGGCUGAGAACAGUUAAUAAUUUAAAAUGAGAUUGUUAUCUAUGAGAUCUUUAUGUUCCUUAUAAAAACAUGACAAUAUUUCAUGGUCACUCAGAUCAUCACAUAGCUUUAUUUUAACCUUGUCUGUUGACACUGUAAUGAGACGCCUGUGUUCAUUCAUAUCAAAAAAGAUCAGAGGUCGCACGUUAUUUGUACAUAAAUAAGAAUAUUAUUUCCUGAAAUAGUAUGUAAUGGCUUGCAAUAAGAUGUAUUUUCGUAUGUUUUGUAGCAAAAAAUAGAUUGUUUAACUAAGAUAUUGUUUUGAUUUAAUAAUUUUGGACACAACUAGAAUCUGUUUAGUAAUAAUUGUAAUAUAUUUAUUUAUUUCCUGAAUCUCAAUUGGAUCUGUUAACCAACUUCAAACAGUAGGAGGUUUUUCAAUGCAUAUUUUUGUCAUUUAGAUUAAUCAAG
Molecule: messenger RNA, 2514 nt
Organism: Ostrinia furnacalis (Asian corn borer)
Lineage: Eukaryota; Metazoa; Arthropoda; Insecta; Lepidoptera; Crambidae
Gene: serpin-4
Product: serine protease inhibitor 4
Exons: 1
Coding region: 282-1523 (413 amino acids)
Molecular function (GO): serine-type endopeptidase inhibitor activity
Source: RefSeq, a predicted model, not a curated record